Molecule: messenger RNA, 4368 nt
Organism: Moesziomyces aphidis
Lineage: Eukaryota; Fungi; Basidiomycota; Ustilaginomycetes; Ustilaginales; Ustilaginaceae
Source: the annotation of a GenBank genome assembly
AUGACCUUCUCCCACCAUCACGUUUCGUCUCAACGAACGCCCAACGCCUCGGGACCAUCCGAAAACGUCUCUUCUGCUUCCGACGGGACGAGUCAGGACCUUGCGUCUUGGGUUGACCAAGUGCGCCAACGCAGCUCAGCUUCGGCCACGUCCAGCAACCAAGGAUCCUCAGGUCUUGCGGAUACAGCACCGACCUCGUCAGCCUCCGAGCUGGAGCAGGAGUUCCAACGACAGAGGCUCGAGCGACAGCAGCGCAGAGAUCGCCUCUCGGUUUCUGGCAUCCGUGGCAUCUCGUCCCAAACAAACUCGCCCCUGGCGACGCCUUCCCUCGAUUCUCCCAGCUUCGCUGCCGCUGUCAUGGCGCCUCCCGACGCCUCCCAGUCACCUUCGGCUUCGCCGCUGCUCGGCGCCUCUCCUCCCAAGGCGUCGGGAGUGACGGGUAUCAAGCGUGCCAAUUCCCUGCUCGCUCGGUACGGUGGACAGUACGGUCCCACGGGCAUCGCAGCGGGACCGCGAGGCCCCAACGAGUCGCCGGUCUCGCUUGCCAACUUCAUGGGCGGAAAGGCCGCCGGUCCUCGCCUCGGCAAGCUGGCUGGAGACGGUAAGAGUGCUCCUCCCGAGGCGGAACUCAUCCACGAGAGUCGCAGGGUGCCUCUGCCCGGCAUGUCGCCGCAUUCGGGCCGCUCCCUCGCCAGCUUCCUCGAGGAGCGGGCCGACGCCUCUGGCAAGCGAAGGACGGGCGACGGCGCCCCCGCAUCGCCUGUCAAGGACUCCCCUACACCCGCUUCGCCAACAAAGGCCAGCAGCAGUCCGGCCAAGUAUGGAUACGCCUCUGCUGAGCUCGGUCGGCCACUGCGAACCGCGACAGACCCGCCUUCGUAUCAGUCCGGCUCCUCCGGAAACGCCGCAUCGACCCGCCCCGCAUCGCCCAAGAAGGCGUACCUGGAGCUGAUGGAGAAGCAGAACACUCCACGCACGAGUGCUCCACCUUCGCCAGUCAUUCCUCGCGCUUCCAGUCCUUCCAAGUUUCACAGAUUCACGUCAGCCGAAAGCGCCUCCGCCUCGCCCCUGCUGGAUCGUCCUGCUUCGCCACUCAAAGGCUCGCUGGCACCGUCUCCAGUGCGUGACGAGAGUGUUGGAAUUGCGGCACCCAACCAUUCUACGUCUCGCCCGCUCCCAAUUCCCAAGGCGCAUUCCAGCUCGCACGCCGAGGCGCAUUCCACCGAGCGCAAGGAUGCUGCCACGAGUCCUUUCAAGCCCGAGGACAUUGUUGACCCUUCUGUCGCUGGAGUGGUUGCUGCUGCACGUGCACAGCCCAAGCCAGAUGGCGGCCUGGGCAGGGGAUGGACUCAGUCCACGGGGCAACCCGACACGGCGGCAUCGCAGCCAUCCACCCGUUCCGACAGCCUCGCCGCGAACGAGCUGUCGGGUGCCGACCGCAUCCCGACAGCCUCGCUCUCGCGUCUGAGCGCCAAGAAGAUGGUCGGCCAGCGUAUCAAGGAAGCUCAGCUGCGCGACUCGUUUGCUCAGAAGGAAUACGAUGCAAUGCAGGCUGGCUCGGCUGGCCGCAGCGUGCCUUCGAGUCCCGCCGUUCGGGAUCGAUGGCCACCCGCUGUUCAGACAAACAUGUCUCCUGUGCGCUCCAACUCCGAUGAACGCAAGGUUGGAUCUCCAUGGUCGCCUACUAAAUACGGUAAUGCGCUUCCUGGCCUUGCGGGACGCUCGCCGACGAAGGAAGCCUCUUCCAGCCCGUGGCUCUCUUCCCCUUCUAAGAAAAUGGAGACGACGGCCGAACCGCGAGCGGAGCCCAUCCGACUGCCUGGCAUGGGUGCCAGUGUGAGUCCUUUCGCCCGCUCUGCCGACAGGAACGUCACCACGGAUGCGGCGACCAUCGGCUCCAACGUCGAUGUCCCUGGUCAGGGCACAUCGACCGCUGAUCAGGUCCUGGCGCCUCUGACCAAGGCGCGGGCAAAGGGACCCAUUCGUCGAGGAGCCCCGGCGGAAGCUAAAGCAAGCCCAUCUCCAGCGGACACGAAAGCUGCUCCGACCCCUUCUGCCGAGAAGGCUGCCAUUACGCCAGCAGUGCAGGAAAGCUCCAAGCCCGUGUCGGCACCCAAGCCGCCACGAAGGACUUCCGGCAAGCGCAUCCAUGUGCUCGUGUCCGGAUCGGGCUCCAACUUGCAGUCGUUGAUUGACGCUACUUUGCUCGACCCACCUACCGGUCUUCCGACCAUCGAAAACGCACAGAUCUCGUUUGUGCUUUCGAACCGCAAGGCUGCUUAUGGGCUGACGAGGGCAGCUGAAUCAAACCCGCCGAUCCCCACCAAAGUCUUGGCCCUCAAGACUUGGCAGAACCGCAAUCCUGGUGGCACCCGCGAACAGUACGACCAAGUGCUCGCUCGCGCCGUACUCGACGGUCCUUACCCCGAGGGCACGGGCGCGCCACCGGAUCUCAUCGUUUUGGCCGGAUUCAUGCACAUCGUCUCCGAGCCCUUCCUCCAUGCGCUCGGUCACACUACGAGCCUGCCUGCCAACACACCUACCGUCGGCGCGAGGCCGGCUAAGGCAGUGCCGAUCAUCAACCUGCAUCCCGCACUGCCCGGCGCCUUCGACGGUGCCAACGCCAUUCCACGUGCUUUCGAAGCAUACCAGCAGGGGCUCAUCAAGAAGACCGGCUGCAUGGUCCACGAGGUCGUCGCCGACGUUGACCGCGGUCGUCCGAUCAUCGUGCGCGAGGUCGACGUACUGCCGACGUACAAGCUGGAGGACCUCGAGCAGGCGAUUCACAAGGUCGAGCACGUCAUCAUCGUCCAGGCAGCAGACCUCGUACUCAAGGGACACCUCGAAGAGCUGGAUCGACAGGAGGCCGCAACCAAGCAAGAAAAGGCUGCCGCAAUCGCACCUGCUUCCAAGCCAUCGCCUCUCGAAAUCGUCGAGUUGGGCUCCGAACUCGCCGGAGGCGAGGCAAUUGCCGCCGCUCCUUCGAUCGUGAAAGCAGCACGCUCGGCCAUUGCCAAGCACGCGACCCUGGCCGACGUGGUGAGCUCUUCGCACACCUCUGCUGCCUCUAGCAACGUCAAGACAGUCUCUGUGGAGGUGUUGGCGAUCGAUGCAGAUGGCUUUGUGGAAGCGCUGGAAUUCUCGGGCGAUCAGACCUUCCAGCGAAGCGAGCAGCUACGACGCGAACAGAUCUUGUAUGACGACGAGACACUCGCUGUCGUGAAGCGUUUCAAAACGGACGCUGGACAGACGGAAACGAAAAUCUGGGUCAGGACCGGCCAAGCCUCGGCUUUGCAUCCGUUUGAGUACGGUCCUCGCUCGACGUCGUGCGCCGAGGGCCGCAAAGUCCAGGAGCUUGCUCAGGGAUAUGCUUGCAAGCCCGAGAUGAUCCCUUCAGGCUGCGAACCAGACGAGCUGAUCGCGAGUCUCUCGGGUACUUGGGCGAUCAGCCGCCACGGUUCGCGCAAGCGAUUUGACGCGGCAGCCUCGUCGCUGUACCGCAUCCGUGCUGCUGUUGGCUCAAGCCCUGGCCCGGGUCAGCGCUUUGCCAUUCAGCAGGUCGAAUUGCAGACCACCAAUCUAUGCUCGGGCGACAGCUUCGUCUUUUCGAUGCUGUCUUCGCUCGGUGUGUGGCAUGGACGGGGCGCGUCGACGGCGGUGCGUGCUGCAGCGGUGCGUUUCGCGCAGGCGCUCGCCAAGUCUGGUUCGAGCGGCGCUCGCAGCAGCGAAGGCAUGGUCGAGAUGGAGGAGGGAUCGGAGGCUGCGCUGUUCUCGAACGUGUUCGACAAGUCGCAAGAAUAUGCCAGCGCCUGGUUCCACCGACAAGACAAAGGUGCUCGCACCGACGCGGCAAGCCUGGUGGAUGUCGAGCUCCGGGGUCAAGACUUGCAGCUGCAACCUGUUACUUCCAACGGCUACUUUGGAGCGCACGACCUGCUGCUGCCGACGCGAUCGACCAAGAUCUCGAUCCUCAACUUGCGCGACGAAGAGCUGUACGUGGUUGUGGGCCGCGAUGCGCGCUCUGACCGACCGAGGCUGGCGUGUGCGAUCCAGGCGGCCGAGAUGCUCGCCGAGCUGCUGCAAGCAAAGCUGCGUCGGGCGGCCGCAUCGGAAGGAACGGUGGUGGCGCGUCCUGCCGUGCACGUGCUCGUGCUGCCUUCGAAGGUGCCCCGCGAGAUCCGCGCUGCCUCGCGUGUGUGGUCGGACAAGAUGGCGGAGUACCUGCAAGGCGAGGCGCCUGGGCGCAUGAACGUGUGCUCGAGCGACAGCGCGAUGGAACAGCUCGGCAAGCGCUCCUGGCCGCGGUGGGCGCUGUCAGAUGCCAGCUACCUGCCGAUCGGAGUCAGUCCCGAAGACGUCUCCCUGUGA